Porites evermanni is the source of this 17300-nucleotide messenger RNA. The record is from the annotation of a GenBank genome assembly. Lineage: Eukaryota; Metazoa; Cnidaria; Anthozoa; Scleractinia; Poritidae.
AUGACGCGACGGUUUACUUUGCUGGCUAGUCUUGUUAUUCUCUCAAUGGCCACAGGAAGUACAGGAAAGAAAGGAGCAUUUGAAAGGAUACUGGAUAUCAAUCAAGGAAAAGGUUAGUUUCAGUGAAAUUAGCGUUAAAUUAUGGAGCUCAAGUAGCCGAUUUAAAUGGCUUGACCAUUGAGUAACUGGAGCUAACUGGGAGUAAGUUAUAUUUUGAGUCAGUACAGUGGUGUAACUGCAGUAUUUUGUUAUAUUGUGCUGUGGAACUGUUUUAAGGGAUUAAUUUUAACCCAGUUUCCUGUACAACUUCUUAUUAGCCAAGAAAAGAAGCCAUAGCUUCCACCAAACAGUCCCAUAAUGCAAUUGGACACAACACCGAGCCAGUCUCCAAUCAACCAUAAAAUGGCCAAUGCAAAUGGUGAAAUCUCCCCCCUCCCCCACCCCAAAAAAGGUCAGCCAAUUAAUGAUAACAAUGUUUAUCUUCUAAUCAAAGAUAUAAACUUCCAUCUUCAAAUCAGUGUAAUUGUGUUAAAAUGGUAAAUUGUUACCUGAAUGAAAGGACAAAAAGAUCAAGAUUUCAAAGGUUAUACCAACACCAAUCUUUAUUCGAGGAAACUGAGCAAAGUAUUUCAUUGGUUUUAGGGCCACAUAGAAUGUCUUCAUUGCAAGUUUUUGUUCUAAGAUAUCGAUGUAGUUUUCAAUUUAUUGCUGGUUAUUUCCUAAUGUGGCAUCCACUACCGGACUUUGCAUUGCUAAAGGCAUCAUUUUUAUUUCAAUUAUAAAACAACCUUGUGAUACCAUGUACCUCCUUUGAAGAUAACACGGAGAGUCCGCAGCUUUUGUCUCAUUUAUACGAAGGAGACAUAAAGCUGACAGAGAGACAAAGACUAAAUGAAUUGGUCUUUGGUGAUCCGGAUGGUUCCCCUGCACGUGCGGCAACUAAUGUGGACAAGAUUAAGUGGCCCAAUGCUGUCAUUCCGUACGAGUUUGAUUGUAGUGUAGGUGAGUUUAUAAAUAUAUAUAUAUAUAGAAAUGUUGGUUAAUAAGGCCAUUAACAGAGCCAUGGAAAGUUAUUUUUUUUCUAGGGUGGGAGAACGAUACAUUUCUUGGCCUUUCAAAAUUUUCGAUGUUUGGAGGCCAGGCUUCCAAUAAAACCAACUAAAUACUAUCUUAUAUGAAUGCACCAAUCCAUGGACAAUAAGACCAUACUCCAGCGCCUUUUGCCGAUAAACCUAUAUAUCGUCUCAGUAAUAGUUCCUCUAGGAAGGCGAAGAUAUUGCAUCUCACACUACGCAUUCCCGCGUGUAGACCAGGCUAAAACAACAACAGUUACAGAUCCUCGAGGAAAAUUACUGAAUUAAAGGCAUGACAAUGAGAGUUCAGAAAUCCGAAUUAUCGUCAUGUGACUAAGGCUAAACACUAAAACUAUUAAAAAUUUUUCCAGCAAGUAUUGAUCGUGCGGUACGAACAACACUGGAAGCUAUGGCGGAGUGGGAGAGCAAAACCUGCAUCAGAUUCGUCAAGAGAACAACUGAGAAGGAGUUCUUGUGGCUUAAUCGAGGACAAGGGUAUGAUCAUAUAUUAUGAAUUCAAAAUAAAAUCAGUAAAAACGAAACUUUAAAUGGGGUACAUGUUAAUCUGUUUCUUUGAGACAUAAGUACACCUAGUAGUGCUGCGUAUAAGGGGGGCAAAUGUCAUGAGCUCCUUCGAUUUGCCUUGUUUGUGUUUUUUUUUUGUCCAAAACGGUUUUAAAGCUAAAACAUCUUCUCUUCCGUAGCAUUACAAUAAUCGCUGAGAAACACCUUGCACGAAUGUAGUUCUGAAAGGUCACGCGAUAUGACGUCAUAAUUGGCACGAGUUUACGCCAUUUUUAAUAUAUUUUACAUGAAAACUCUGAGGAGAUUCGAUGCUGUCCUUUUAUUUGUCCAUGUUUAAUGAAAAUUUUUUAAUUAAACAGAAUCUUAUUGCUCAUUACGACUUUUCACUUUUGACAGCUGUUGGUGUGAGGUUGGUAAGAUUCCAAGACGAGAAACCUGGCUUUCCAUUGGUCAUGGCUGUGAAUACAAACACGUCAUGACACAUGAGCUCGGUCAUGCCAUUGGCUUUUGGCAUGAACAAAGCAGACCUGAUAGGGACAACUACCUGAAGAUACACUGGGAAAACAUUAACGAAAGUAAGAGACAGAUGAUAGCAAAGUUUCAAGCAUGAUACCCAAGGGAUAAGAGAACUGUAUAUAGACUCUAUUAGGGCUAGGAAUACUUAUCAAAGCCGAGGAAUGAGAUACAUUAAAUUUGGAGAAGGGAACAGAAUUAGUGAUUCAACAGAGGGGCAGCAUUCGACUCUAACCGAUUGAACUAAGAAGUUCCAAAAAAUAUAGUGAACAUUCGAAGUCCAAAAUGAAAACAACAUAUCACUACAAAAUAGCAGUCAUAGAUUAACAGUACGCAGUAGCCGAUGACAUCAAAUAUUAUGCAAUGAGAAACGUUUCAGUAUUUAAAUUGUAUGUGAUCUCAAGUAAGCUAACGACAGCUCGUGCUCUUGCAAAAAAUUCCAACUAUAUCACUAGGUAACAUUGACACUCUUAACUUCUUUCCAAGUUUUCCAAAAAAGAAAAGCAGCCAUUAAGUUACAUCAAGCCGUGGGACAAGAGAAUAAUGUUCCUAUGAUAUUUAUAUCUAUAUUUUUAGACAUGAAGUACAACUUCAAGAAGAAAGUUCAAGGAAGUGAAGUAGUUGACUAUGGAGUUCCGUAUGAUUACGCUUCAAUCAUGCACUACCCUUGGAAUGCAUUUUCGAACAAUGGCCAAGACACAAUGGAGCCGAUCAGGCCUCUACAUGGAAAGACCCCAUAUGUAAAACUCAGCGACGAUGAUGCUUUGCAGGCGCGUAGGAUGUACAAAUGUCCAGGUAAAAAUUCAUUGACGAUAUAAUAUAUGGAAUUAGCCAAGUCUAAAAGCGGAGCUGCGUAAAAUUUUAUCCACCUACGUUACAUUUGCUUCCAUAGCAAAAUUUGAACGUCAAAUCACUUUGCUACCAAACGAAAUUGGUUGUUUAUGUUUUAUAAGAGGAAUUUCAGCUCGCGCUUUCAUGUGCGUUCGUGAAGCUCUGUUAUUAGCCUCGGUCUACCUGGUACUCAAAAGAAAAAAAGAGAAGGGGGAGAACGGAGCACGCGAGGGGGAGGAGUGUUCUCCUAACUUUUCCUCGCUUGCCUAAGCUGCGUUUUCUAGCACCCACGCUUCUCUCUCACUGCUAUUUUUCGAAAUACUGCCACGCAAGGGAUAGUAUAACCACUGGAGCAGAGCUCAAAACAAAGUCCUGUUUACCUGUUUUCACUCCUACUAUUCUGAUGUUAUUAUUCUGUUCAAAGAUUUACUAUUUUUCAUUUUUUUCCAGCCCGAAGCGAAGUUUCUUCACUUGAGGAACAACGAACAGCAGGUAUCACAUUUGACGCGUUGAAUUUUUUGUUUUUAGUUUUUUCACAGAAUAAUUUUGCCUUCGAAUUUUUGCAAAUUUAUCAUUAUACCAUGGCAAGAAUCACUUGUUAUAAUAACGUUGACGAACACUUCGUAAACAGCUGAUGACAGAGCUGGAUAGUGGACUUCUUCAGAAAACAUAGAUUAAGUUAGUGGUUCCCUAGUAAUGAGAUUUCAGUAUAGACUUUGUACAGAACUACAGAACUAGAUGGAACUACUUCUUCCAAUUCUUUGCAGCACGAAGAGAAUUUUGUGGUGACAAAGCUGAGGAAGUUAAAUGCAAGGGCUGGAAGGAGGAUGGGUUUUGCGAAGAGCACGAUGCUAUGAUUUAUCACUGCAAGAAAACGUGUGGCUUCUGUUCUUCUAGUAAGUAUGUUUGAAUUUUAAUAAACGUUAUUUGAACAUGCGUUCGAUUAGUUGUGUUACGAAGAGAUAAAUAGUUGAGUCCAUGGUCAGGUUCCACAAUAGGUGACGAUCCUUCAAACUAGUGAAGGAACUGGUGGUCAACUAAACAACAACUACUACUACUACUACUGCCACUGUCACUGCCACUACCACUACCACUGCCACUGCCACUACCACUACCACUACCACUACCACUACCACUACCACUACUACUACUAUUACUAGAAAAAGAAAACAAAUAGAUUUGAAGAAAUAUUCAUGGCAUUUAUCAGGAAAAACCCUUUUCUGCAGAUAGUUGUAUGGACAACAACAAGCUGUGCAAGAAAUGGGCAGCUGAGGGGAAAUGUAAAACUGAUAAAGCCUAUAUGGACAAGAACUGUCCUCAUUCCUGUAACACCUGCAAAACAUGCACAGGUAAGUUGAACAAUUUUUGACUGGAGUGAACGCGUGAGCUACUUCAUCUUUAAAAUGUCAGUUAUCUCUUACAUUGGUAAAAUUUCAGUAAAACAAGUUUUAAAAGAUUUGUUAUAUUAGUUAAUUAAUAACUGAACCUUGAGUUCCAACAAUUCCCUGUAGAGGGUACUAAAGCACCUGAACUCGACGUUAGCUCAUAGGUUUGGCUUCCUGUAGGAAGAACUCAUGUUUAUUAUUAUCGUCAUCAUCAUCAUGAUCAUCAUCAUCAUCAUCGUCAUCAUUAUUAUUAUUAUUAUUAUUAUUAUUAUUAUUAUUAUUAUUCCCAGUCUCCUUUUUCACUGAAUAAAAUAAAUAAAUAAAAAUAUUCUCAACAAAUAAUCUUUUACACAUUAGGUUAUCAAAUCUACAUAUACAAAAUCCAUUUAGGUUUUGAGCAAAAAGGGGAGGAAUUAAAAAAUCAUACUCUCUAAAACUACAUAAGACGGCGUGAAUCGAGACACUGGCCUAAACGGACACUUUCUCUUUUCCUUUACAGACCCAGACCCGAAAGUCUGCAAAGACAAUACCAAGACUGCUGAUUGCGAAGGCUGGAAGCGGGCUGGCUUUUGUACGGAGCAUCCUGCUAUGAUUGUUCACUGUAAGAAAACUUGUGGAUUUUGUUCGUCAGGUAAUAAAACUAUUUUCUUUGCAAUAAUACCGGCUGAAAGCAAACGACGGCGUAAUUUAUAGUGCGACUACUCGAACCGAGGCACUUCAUUUUUUUUUAUGCAAACGGACCAAUUAAAUUCAAGGUUCAACUAUGCAACUGUUGAAAACGUUAAAACCGUUUCAACUUUCCUGACCUCUCAGGAAAAAGACCUCAAAUUUAUGAAUCUAAUUGGUUCACUUGCAAAAAAAAAUUAAUAUCUUUUGUUUUCAAAAAACCUUCGUGAUUGGAUAAUCUUCUUCCAAGUGCCCCGGUUCGAGUAGUCGCGCUGUGAUGGAACAUGUGAAUUCUUCGGGAAAAAAAAUUCAUGGAGAAUUAAGCGGUCGGCACGUCGUUCAGAAAUAUUAAAUUUAAUUUGAGCGAUUUAUUGUUUAGAAAACUUCGUUGAUGUCAGCCUCGUUCCCAGUCGUCCUUGGCGAUUUCGGAUGUGACGUCACCUGUCCAGCUAUCGCACUAGGUUUCAAGCCUCCUCUGGUAACUCGAAUAGCGCAAACUGGCUUGGGUACGAAGCUGCGUCAAUGUAACUUUCCCCCUCAGAAGUUGGUACUAAGUAAGCUAGUAUAGCUGGCGUGACCAGACACGGGUAUUACGAAAAUAGUCGACGUCUGAGCGCGUGCGCAAACUUGGGGGAGUUUUCAAAAAAACAUGGUACUUUGUGUCGCAGAGUUGAACUGACCAACAAUCAGGUUUGGUAAAGGUAAUAAAAGAAGUUCCAAAAAAUAUAGUGAACAUUCGAAGUCCAAAAUGAAAACAACAUAUCACUACAAAAUAGCAGUCAUAGAUUAACAGUACGCAGUAGCCGAUGACAUCAAAUAUUAUGCAAUGAGAAACGUUUCAGUAUUUAAAUUGUAUGUGAUCUCAAGUAAGCUAACGACAGCUCGUGCUCUUGCAAAAAAUUCCAACUAUAUCACUAGGUAACAUUGACACUCUUAACUUCUUUCCAAGUUUUCCAAAACAGAAAAGCAGCCAUUAAGUUACAUCAAGCCGUGGGACAAGAGAAUAAUGUUCCUAUGAUAUUUAUAUCUAUAUUUUUAGACAUGAAGUACAACUUCAAGAAGAAAGUUCAAGGAAGUGAAGUAGUUGACUAUGGAGUUCCGUAUGAUUACGCUUCAAUCAUGCACUACCCUUGGAAUGCAUUUUCGAACAAUGGCCAAGACACAAUGGAGCCGAUCAGGCCUCUACAUGGAAAGACCCCAUAUGUAAAACUCAGCGACGAUGAUGCUUUGCAGGCGCGUAGGAUGUACAAAUGUCCAGGUAAAAAUUCAUUGACGAUAUAAUAUAUGGAAUUAGCCAAGUCUAAAAGCGGAGCUGCGUAAAAUUUUAUCCACCUACGUUACAUUUGCUUCCAUAGCAAAAUUUGAACGUCAAAUCACUUUGCUACCAAACGAAAUUGGUUGUUUAUGUUUUAUAAGAGGAAUUUCAGCUCGCGCUUUCAUGUGCGUUCGUGAAGCUCUGUUAUUAGCCUCGGUCUACCUGGUACUCAAAAGAAAAAAAGAGAAGGGGGAGAACGGAGCACGCGAGGGGGAGGAGUGUUCUCCUAACUUUUCCUCGCUUGCCUAAGCUGCGUUUUCUAGCACCCACGCUUCUCUCUCACUGCUAUUUUUCGAAAUACUGCCACGCAAGGGAUAGUAUAACCACUGGAGCAGAGCUCAAAACAAAGUCCUGUUUACCUGUUUUCACUCCUACUAUUCUGAUGUUAUUAUUCUGUUCAAAGAUUUACUAUUUUUCAUUUUUUUUCCAGCCCGAAGCGAAGUUUCUUCACUUGAGGAACAACGAACAGCAGGUAUCACAUUUGACGCGUUGAAUUUUUUGUUUUUAGUUUUUUCACAGAAUAAUUUUGCCCUUGAAUUUUUGCAAAUUUAUCAUUAUACCAUGGCAAGAAUCACUUGUUAUAAUAACGUUGACGAACACUUCGUAAACAGCUGAUGACAGAGCUGGAUAGUGGACUUCUUCAGAAAACAUAGAUUAAGUUAGUGGUUCCCUAGUAAUGAGAUUUCAGUAUAGACUUUGUACAGAACUACAGAACUAGAUGGAACUACUUCUUCCAAUUCUUUGCAGCACGAAGAGAAUUUUGUGGUGACAAAGCUGAGGAAGUUAAAUGCAAGGGCUGGAAGGAGGAUGGGUUUUGCGAAGAGCACGAUGCUAUGAUUUAUCACUGCAAGAAAACCUGUGGUUUCUGUUCUUCUAGUAAGUAUGUUUGAAUUUUAAUAAACGUUAUUUGAACAUGCGUUCGAUUAGUUGUGUUACGAAGAGAUAAAUAGUUGAGUCCAUGGUCAGGUUCCACAAUAGGUGACGAUCCUUCAAACUAGUGAAGGAACUGGUGGUCAACUAAACAACAACUACUACUACUACUACUGCCACUGUCACUGCCACUACCACUACCACUGCCACUGCCACUACCACUACCACUACCACUACCACUACCACUACCACUACUACUACUAUUACUAGAAAAAGAAAACAAAUAGAUUUGAAGAAAUAUUCAUGGCAUUUAUCAGGAAAAACCCUUUUCUGCAGAUAGUUGUAUGGACAACAACAAGCUGUGCAAGAAAUGGGCAGCUGAGGGGAAAUGUAAAACUGAUAAAGCCUAUAUGGACAAGAACUGUCCUCAUUCCUGUAACACCUGCAAAACAUGCACAGGUAAGUUGAACAAUUUUUGACUGGAGUGAACGCGUAAGCUACUUCAUCUUUAAAAUGUCAGUUAUCUCUUACAUUGGUAAGAUUUCAGUUAAACAAGUUUUAAAGGAUUUGUUAUAUUAGUUAAUUAAUAACUGAACCUUGAGUUCCAACAAUUCCCUGUAGAGGGUACUAAAGCACCUGAACUCAACGUUAGCUCAUAGGUUUGGCUUCCUGUAGGAAGAACUCAUGUUUAUUAUUAUCGUCAUCAUCAUCAUCAUCAUCAUCAUCAUCAUCAUCAUCAUAAUUAUUAUUAUUAUUAUUAUUAUUAUUAUUAUCAUUAUUAUUAUUAUUAUUAUUAUUAUUAUUAUUCCCAGUCUCCUGUUUCACUGAAUAAAAAAAAAAUAAAUAAAAAUAUUCUCAACAAAUAAUCUUUUACACAUUUAGUUAUCAAAUCUACAUAUACAAAAUCCAUUUAGGUUUUGAGCAAAAGGGGGAGGAAUUAAAAAAUUAUACUCUCUAAAACUACAUAAGACGGCGUGAAUCGAGACACUGGCCUAAACGGACACUUUCUCUUUUCCUUUACAGACCCAGACCCGAAAGUCUGCAAAGACAAUACCAAGACUGCUGAUUGCGAAGGCUGGAAGCGGGCUGGCUUUUGUACGGAGCAUCCUGCUAUGAUUGUUCACUGUAAGAAAACUUGUGGAUUUUGUUCGUCAGGUAAUAAAACUAUUUUCUUUGCAAUAAUACCGGCUGAAAGCAAACGACGGCGUAAUUUAUAGUGCGACUACUCGAACCGAGGCACUUCAUUUUUUUUUAUGCAAACGGACCAAUUAAAUUCAAGGUUCAACUAUGCAACUGUUGAAAACGUUAAAACCGUUUCAACUUUCCUGACCUCUCAGGAAAAAGACCUCAAAUUUAUGAAUCUAAUUGGUUCACUUGCAAAAAAAAAUUAAUAUCUUUUGUUUUCAAAAAACCUUCGUGAUUGGAUAAUCUUCUUCCAAGUGCCCCGGUUCGAGUAGUCGCGCUGUGAUGGAACAUGUGAAUUCUUCGGGAAAAAAAAUUCAUGGAGAAUUAAGCGGUCGGCACGUCGUUCAGAAAUAUUAAAUUUAAUUUGAGCGAUUUAUUGUUUAGAAAACUUCGUUGAUGUCAGCCUCGUUCCCAGUCGUCCUUGGCGAUUUCGGAUGUGACGUCACCUGUCCAGCUAUCGCACUAGGUUUCAAGCCUCCUCUGGUAACUCGAAUAGCGCAAACUGGCUUGGGUACGAAGCUGCGUCAAUGUAACUUUCCCCCUCAGAAGUUGGUACUAAGUAAGCUAGUAUAGCUGGCGUGACCAGACACGGGUAUUACGAAAAUAGUCGACGUCUGAGCGCGUGCGCAAACUUGGGGGAGUUUUCAAAAAAACAUGGUACUUUGUGUCGCAGAGUUGAACUGACCAACAAUCAGGUUUGGUAAAGGUAAUAAAUAAAUUCAAAAGUAGUCAUUUCCAUCACUAGCGCUAGCCCACCAUCGCUCUUGAGAACAAUCGCUAUAGCGCUUGCGUUCAGAACCUUUUUACAGUGGCCAUAAAUUUUAAUCGACUUUUGAAGUUGAAAAUACGAGAUUCCGUGUCAAAGAAAGGCCACUUCUAAUAAACAAAACAAGUGAACUCAUUUCGUGUUCCUUUACACAGAUUACUGUGUCGAUCUCAAGUCUGACUGCAAAACGCGAGCUAAGCGAGGUGAUUGCUCCUCAGACUCAGCCAAAAUGGAGAGGGAAUGUCCCCACACAUGCGGUUUCUGUGAUGAGUGUUCAAGUGAGUGUUAGGAAAGUUAACUUUCUAAAAGGGCAAUACUUUGGAGCAAACGAUUCAGACAAGUGCUCAUUCAAUAUGGAUGCUCUGGUGACAAGGCACCGUUACAGAUUGAUUCCCCUUAUUUAACCUAAUCCAUGUAUAACAAGCCCAUCUCCCUUCUCUUACCAUUUAGAAGGCUCAAGCUCAAACAAUAGUUUCAAUCAAGUAAAAAUCCGUGCACUGAAAAAAUUAAUAUUAGCUAAGUCAAGAUUAGUAAGUCACUUGUAACACUACAAGAAUGAUCAAAGUGAAGAGAGCUCAGACUUUAAGCAAAUCGGUUCAGAAACCCAUCAAGUCACAUUCAUUUUUGAUUGGUAAAAAAAAUUGCUAACACUUUCAAGAGCAAAUAACUGAGGUUUCUCUAAACGCCAUUAACCCUUGGUCUACUCAGAAUAAAAGCCCAUUAAACUCGUUUUAAGUCUGCAGCAUUUGUUUGUUUUGUUUUCUUUCAUGUAGAGCCAAAGCCAACCGUGGGACCAACAAACUUUCCUACUCUUCCAACACAUUUGUCCAACAGGACUGGAGUGGGUGAGUCAAAUUAAUAACAACAAACAUGAGGCAAUUCAAUUUCGCCUUAGUUACGACUCUUAAGCCAAACCUCCCAAUGUGGUUUAUGAUUCACACCUUCACCACUUCAACAUCUGACAGUAAUAAAAACUACCAGCCGUCGAGUGUUAGUGUUCGGCAUUAAUGUAUGCGGGAAAGGUAAUGGUUUGAUCUCAAGGAAACCGACCAACUCUUUGAAGGCUUUCACCGAGAUGUUAUAAAACGGAAACUACCUUUGAAAAAAAGUAUCUUUACUGACUGACACCUCAGAACCUCAAACUCAGCUCAAAUCUUCUGAUACGUUACGGAAAGAACAUCAUGGCCCGAAAGCAAAGGCCGUCCUAGUUAUUUAAUUUUUUCAAUCACUUUGAAUUUUAAUAGGUCUGAUAUGUAAGGACAUAAGGGAGGAAUGCCAACAAUAUGCUGCAAUGGGGCAGUGCGUCACCAAUGGCUGGACUGAGGAAAACUGUCGAAUCAGCUGCAAAACCAAGUGUGAUACGUAUCCUAUUAAACCAAACGGUAAACAAGUUACAACUUACAAGAGAUCAUGAUAUCUCGGUUACAACUUUUUCGAUCUUGUGAGUAAGUUAACCCGGAUUCCAUAUGAUCGCUGCGAUCGCUGAUAAAAAAGUUCAGCGAUAGUAGCUCAAAUGGAAACCACUCUCGAUCGUAGCGAUCGCAGCGAUCAUAGCGAUCAUGGAAACCAGCCUUUAGUCUUAACCGAACGGAAACUGGAUUUCCAAAGUUCAAAUCUGUAAACAUUUUUUCAUUUAAAUUUUAUCCGGGAUAUUGAACUGAAUAAUGAGUAUGAAACAACGGAAAUAAAAUUUACACCAAGGAUAAAAUUUGUGGCGUGAAAUUCGAGACGAAAGCCUGCGCAUAACGGAAUUAGAGUUCGAAACUCACUCUCUUUUCUUUUUUUAAGAUAGUUUGUUUUUAGUUCUCUACCGUCUUUGAUCUCGAAGGCCUUUUUGCCUGCCGCACUCAAGAACCAAACUUCAAACUUCUAUUUGGAUCUCAACGGGCAUUUGGUAAACGAUUUCCUUUCUUGGAGUAUAAACAAACUUCAUUAACUGUCGUCAAAUACCAAAGACAAUAAACUAGUAACGUCAUUUCUUGAAAUCCACACUCCAGUUCAUCACUUCCACUGCUGAGAUCCUUUCUCUUUCUCUGUCUCGAUCAGUCGCCUUUAAUUCCACCUUUUUUUCAUUUUAGGGACCUGCUCCGACGCUUUUGGUCUUGGGUGGCCUGGAGGGUUCACACUCCCCAAUAAGGCCUUCAGUGCCUCGACAGAAUACAGACCAAGUAAGUCCACAUAUAUCAAUAACACUUAGAUUUUAGUUUAAAGUUAUCUCGCAUCCAGUACAAAUAUUGAAUAUAUAAUAAUAACAAUAAUAUAUGUGGUCGUCACGAGAGGUUCUGAUUAUAGGGCGAUUUGACAGGGAAAAAUAAUUUUAGUGUUCUGGGUAAGUGGUCGCUUAUGGGAGGUGGUCGCUUACACGAGAGGUGGUUGCACAUCGAAGUUCGACUGUGUUACCAUAAAAUACCAGGAUACCUGAUAGACUUGUGUAUGGUCCGCCAAUUCUCUUUGAAAAGCCAUCUGAAAAAUUGGUCUAGGAAAAAAUAUCACCUAAAAGAAACUGAAAAGAAAUUUUGCUAUGUAAAUAAAACCCAAGGAAGAGGAAAAUACCGUCUAAAUGACAGUGGUCUCAUAAGAUUAUAACUAUAGCGGCCACAUAUGGUAAAAGCACCCGUCUUGUAAAAUUUAGAGGUCUUGAAUAAAUUAUCUACUUUAAUAGAGCCAAUCUAAACGGCAUAAGCUCAGGCAUAUUUAACGAGUGUAUUCACACCGGGUUUAUUUCAGGUGGUUGGAGAGCAUCUGCGGACAAUGCUCGUCUUUACUUUGAGGACGAUCAGGAUAACAAACGAAUUGGCGCUUGGUGCGCAACAGAUCGAGAAAACCAGUGGCUGCGGGUUGACUUAACGGGUAUUACGAAAAUAGUCGACGUCUGAGCGCGUGCGCAAACUUGGGGGAGUUUUCAAAAAAACAUGGUACUUUGUGUCGCAGAGUUGAACUGACCAACAAUCAGGUUUGGUAAAGGUAAUAAAUAAAUUUAAAAGUUGUCAUUUCCAGCGCUAGCCCUAGCCCACCAUAGCUAUUGUGACCUUUUUAUAGUGCUCAUAAACUUUAAUCGACUUCUGAAGUUAAAAAUACGAGAUUCCCAUGUCAAAGAAAGGAAACUUCUAAUAAACAUAACAAGUGAACUCAUUCUGUAUUUCCUUUAUGAAUACAAUAGAUUACUGUGUCGAUCUUAAGUCUGACUGCAAAACGCGAGCUCAGCGAGGUGAUUGCUCCUCAGACUCAGCCAAAAUGGAGAGGGAAUGUCCCCACACAUGCGGUUUCUGUGAUGAGUGUUCAAGUGAGUGUUAGGAAAGUUAACUUUCUAAAAGGGCAAUACUUUUGAGCAAACGAUUCAGACAAGUGCUCAUUCAAUAUGGAUGCUCUGGUGACGAGGCAUCAUUAGAGGUUGAUUCCCCUUAUUUGACCUAAUCCAUGUAUAACAAGCUCUAUAAAGUUCAAAUCAUGAUUGAACAAAAGUAUAACUUAUCUCCCUUCUCUUACGAUUUAGAAGGCUCAAGCUCAAACAAUAGUUUCAAUCAAGUAAAAAUUCCGUGCACUAAAAAAAUUAAUAUAAGCUAAGUCAAGAUUAGUAAGUCAUUUGUAACACUCCAAGAAUGAUCUAAGUGAAUGGAGUUAAGACUUUAAGCAAAUCGGUUCAGAAACCCAACAAGUCUGGCAGGGUGAAAAGAAAGUCAGUUUUACAGCCUGCCAUUCGGAAAAGCUGUAGCUAGCAUGUACUAGCCCACAAGUCAUUUCAACUAGCCGCAAAACCCUUUUUGAUUUGCAGGAUUGAUUACCAUCCCUCUGUAAUUUGAAUUUCCCCCAAAAAUUCACUUGCCCGUCGGACAAGUUAAGAACAGAAUUCACUAGCCCGAAAGCAAAAUCUACUAGCCCCGGGUUAUCGGACAUGACUUUCUUUGCACGCUGAGUCGCAUUCAUUUUUGAUUGGUAAAAAAAAAAUUGCUAAAACUUUCAAGAGCAACCAACUGAGGUUUCUUUAAACGCCAUUAACCCUUGGUCUACUCAGAAUAAAAGCCCAUUAAACUCCUUUUAAGUCUGCAGCAUUUGGUUGUUUUGUUUUCCUUCGUGUAGAGCCAAAGCCAACCGUGGGACCAACAAACUUUCCUACUCUUCCAACACAUUUGUCCAACAGGACUGGAGUGGGUGAGUGAAAUUAAUAACAACAAACAUGAGGCAAUUUCAUUUAGCCUUAGUUACGACUCUUAUGCAAAACCUCCCAAUGUGGUUUAUGAUUCACAUGGACCUUCACAACUUCAACAUCUGACAAUAACUAAAACUAUGAGCAGUCGAGUGUUAGUGUUCGGCAUUAAUGUAUGCGGGAAAGAUAAUACUUUGAAAGAACUCUUUGAAAGCUUUCACCGAAAUGUAAUAAAACGGAAACUACCUUUGAAAAAGAGUAUCUUUACAGACUGACACCUCAAAACCUCAAACUCAGCUCAAAUAUUCUAAUACGUUACGGAAAGAACAUCAUGGCCCGAAAGCAAAGGCCGUACUAAUUAUUUAAUUUUUUCAAUCACUUUGAAUUUUAAUAGGUCUGAUAUGUAAGGACAUAAGGGAGGAAUGCCAACAAUACGCUGCAAUGGGGCAGUGCGUCACCAAUGGCUGGACUGAGGAAAACUGUCGAAUCAGCUGCAAAACCAAGUGUGAUACGUAUCCUGUUAAACCAAACGGUAAACAAGUUACAACAUGAGAUCAUGAUAUCUUGGUUACAACUUUUCUGAUCUUGUGAGUAAAUUAACCCGGAUUCCAUAUGAUCGCUAUGAUCGCUGAUAAAAAACGUUCAGCGAUCGGAGCUCAUGUGGAAACUACUUUCCAACGAUCGACGCGAUCGCAGCGAUCAUAGCGAUCAUAUGGAAACCAGCCUUAAGUCUUGACCGAACGGACCCUGGAUUUCCAAAGUUCAAAUCUGUAAACAUUUUCUGAUUUAAUCAGUUAUCCAGGUUAUUGAACAGAAUAAUGAGUAAAAAAAACGGAAGUAAAAUUUAAACCAAGGAGAAAAUUUGUGGCGUGAAAUUCGAGACGAAAGUCUGCGCAUAACGGAAUUAGAGUUCGAAACUCAGGUCUCUUUUCUUUCUUUAAGUUAGUUUGUUUUUAGUUCUCUACCGUCCUUGAUCUAGAAGGCCUUUUUGCCGUCAUAACUUAAACUUCAAACUUCCAUUUGGAUCUCAACGGGCAUUUGGUAAACGGUUUCCUUUCCUGGAGUAUAAACAAACUUCAUUAACUGCCUUCAAAUACCAAAGACAAUAAACUGAUAUUGUUAUUUCUUGAUUUCCACACUCCAGUUCACCACUUCCACUGCUGAUAUCCUUUCUCUUUCUCUAUCUCGCUCAGUCGCCUUUAAUUCCACUUUUUUUCAUUUUAGGGACCUGCUCCGACGCUUUUGGUCUCGGGUGGCCUGGAGGGUUCACACUCCCCGAUAAGGCCUUCAGUGCCUCGACAGAAUACAGACCAAGUAAGUCCACAUAAUAUCAAUAAUACUCAGAUUUUAGUUUAAAGUUAUCUCGCAUCCAGUACAAAUAUUGAAUAGGUAAUAAUAAUAUACGUGGUCGUUUACGAGAGUUUCUGAUUAUAAGGAUUCGACGGGGAAAUUUUGGUGAUCUGGAUAAGUGGUCGCUUAUGAAAGGUGGUCGCUAACACGAGAGGUGGUAGCACACGGAAGUUCCACUGUAUUACCAUAAAAUACUAGGAUACCAUAGACUUGUGUAUGGUCCGCAAUCUGAAAAUGGUCUAGGAAAAAAUAUCAGCUAAAAGAAAGUGUGAUGAUUUUGCUAUGUAAAUAAAGCCCAAGGAAGAGGAAAAUACCGUCUAAAUGAAAAAGGCCUCAUUAUAACUAUAGCGGCCACAUAUGGAAAAGGGCACCCGUCUUGUAAAAUUUAGAGGUCUUGAAUAAAUUAUCUACUUUAAUAGAGCCAAUCUAAACGGCAUAAGCUCAGGCAUAUUUAACAAGUGUAUUCACACCUGGUUUAUUUCAGGUGGUUGGAGAGCAUCUGCGGACAAUGCUCGUCUUUACUUUGAGGACGAUCAGGAUAACAAACGAAUUGGCGCUUGGUGCGCAACAGAUCGAGAAAACCAGUGGCUGCGGGUUGACUUAGGAAAAACAAGGAAAAUACGAGCAAUUGCGACACAAGGUAANAGCUAAAAGAAAGUGUGAUGAUUUUGCUAUGUAAAUAAAGCCCAAGGAAGAGGAAAAUACCGUCUAAAUGAAAAAGGCCUCAUUAUAACUAUAGCGGCCACAUAUGGAAAAGGGCACCCGUCUUGUAAAAUUUAGAGGUCUUGAAUAAAUUAUCUACUUUAAUAGAGCCAAUCUAAACGGCAUAAGCUCAGGCAUAUUUAACAAGUGUAUUCACACCUGGUUUAUUUCAGGUGGUUGGAGAGCAUCUGCGGACAAUGCUCGUCUUUACUUUGAGGACGAUCAGGAUAACAAACGAAUUGGCGCUUGGUGCGCAACAGAUCGAGAAAACCAGUGGCUGCGGGUUGACUUAGGAAAAACAAGGAAAAUACGAGCAAUUGCGACACAAGGUAAGUAAUGCAGUUGAACACACCGUCAGACCAACGUCAAAGACACAAUCUGUUUAUAAAAAUUACAAGUUCACUUUGUCUGUAUUUUUUUUUCCUUGUUACAGUUGUUGGUGGUGGUGUUGGUUGAUGUUAUUGUCUCUUUUUGUUUGUUUGUUUUUGUUAUUUUUUUGUUCGCUUGUUUUUUCUUUUCAUUUGGAAAGUAAGAAAAGUCUACAUGUCUUGUCACAGUUAUAUACGCAUUUAAAUCAAUUGCGGAAAGUAAACUGUAACAAAAUUGGGGCUUACAUCUAUGUAGGGGUCACUCAAUGUUUUGAUCGCCCUUUGAUGUCUUUGAAGGUCGUGAUGUUUUCCAUGAGCAUGUUAAGGAAUACAAACUGGCCUUCAGUAAUGACGGAUCCAACUUCGAAGUUUACAAAGAAAAUGGAAAUGAGAGGGUAAUGUGGCACUUAAAAUAAGUGUAUCCGAAUGCGGUUUCUCACACACCACUGGCAGCCAUGCCAAACCGACCGCCGCAGACUGACCUGUAUUUCAAACACAUAACAUACCCCUCGAAAGGUGGGACACGAACAAAAUUACAAAGUUGCACCUUACAUUCAAUCUACAAAACUGAAAUCUUAGGGUGGGUGGGUGGGAAGGUCUGUAAUGGCGGACGCAACAAAGGCAACUGCCUGCCUUUCGGUCACAUGACCUAUACCCUGGCCCCGCGCGGUGCGUGAGAAAAGCAUUUUCCACUUAUUUCGUUACACUCAUGAUCAGUGGAAAAUUACCCUUAGUGAAGUGGAGUAGAACUUUAUUUAAAGAAGGUAACACCUGACAGUUAUAAUAAGAAAUGAUAAACUUGUAGCCCUCAUUUAGUCCAUUUUGUUUAGUUCUGCCGGUUACGAAAGUUAACUCUUGAGGGGAAGAAAUCACUUCUAACUGAGAAGUUCAUCGCUUCAUAACAAACAAAUAGGUCUCCAAAGCGUUAUAAUUCAAAGUUACAAAAAACACAACCACGAAAUCGGUGUCGGAAAAAUCAGAAGGUUUCCAUUUCUUCCGACUCCAUUGCUUACGAUCUCGAUCUCUCCUCCUACGAUUUUUUAAUUGGUCGAGUUAGCUUCGAGUUUUUCCGUUUUUACACGCGACUUUGAAGAAAAUAACCUUGUUUUCACAAGACCGUAAGCCAAGGAAUAGUAAGCGGAAUCGGAACGCUUUUUUACCAGAUCACAACGCUUUGCAAUUCGAAUUGCGACUCCGUCAGGCUGAACAGUUUUCGCUGUCCCAUUUAUUGAAAUCGGUUUUAAACUGCUUUAAUUUUGUGCAACUAUGUCUUCAUUAGUUGUUGGUUGUGUUGGUGAAAUGUUCUCUUACUGAAAAUAAAUAACUGAAAUUCGGUGAAUUUUGUAACACAACUCCUUUGAACAAUAGUACAUUAAUAAGUACAGCAACUUCAAAAACCUCAUUCCUUUAAAAUAAAGACUGCAAUCGGACAUCGGAUAAAAUCGGAUAAAUUGACUACUCUCUUCUAGAAUUUCAUCGGUAACUGUGACCAUUUCACACCUGUGAUCAACACAUUCAACCCGGUUACAGCAAGAUACGUCAAGAUCCUUGUUGGAAAGUCGGCAUAUCCAUGCAUGAGGCUUGAACUUUACGGAUGUGACGUCUAA